GGGAUUUGGGGUACAGUUGAGUUUCUCUUGUGUUCUUUUUUUGUUGCACUCCAUUGAAUUCUUGUGCAGUGAGAUCCAAUAAGUUGAAUAAUUGACAACAGGGGUGGUUCUAGUAAUGUCAUUGGUAAAAACAUGAAUAUAUGUUCUUGGAAUGUGAAGGCUCUAAAUAACCCUGUUAAAAGGGCCAAGGUGUUCGCUCAUCUCCACAGUUUGCACACGGAUAUAAUAUUUCUACAAGAGACACAUAUUGAGCAGACAGCAGUUUUGAAACUGAGAUGUGGAUGGGUAAGGCAAACGUAUCAAUCAACAUGCUCUGCGAAAGCACGCGGUGUGGCAAUAUUAAUCGGAAGGAAUGUUCCCUUCAAUCAUAUAUCGACCCAAACAGACCCAAAUGGUCGCUUUGUAAUCGUGACAGGCACCAUUUUGACGUGUGUCAUGUGACAUUAUUGAAUAUCUAUGCUCCCAAUUUCGAUAACCCUGGGUUUUUUCGGAGCAUUUUCAAACGUAUUCCUGACAUAUCCAAAACAACUUUGAUUUCAGGGGCUGAUUACAAUUGUGUCUUGGUUUGAAGAAAGCACAAUACAAUUGGCGUUUGAACCCUAAUCUACUCAAGAAGGAAGAGUUUUUAGACAUCUGUGCAAAGCAGAUCAAUGAUUCUAUUAAGCUGAACGACAAGGGGGAUGUUUCUGAUUCAACAUUGUGGGAAGCUUUUCAAGUGGUUAUUGGAGGGACUGUGAUAUCUGAUGAAGCCAUGAAAACAAAGCAAAGAAGAGCCAGGUUAGUUGAAAUUGAUCAAGAAAUGACAAAAGCUGAGAUACAAUAUAGAGAAAAUCCAUCUACAGCAACACUCAAAACUAUUGUCAAGCUCAGGCAUAAAUAUACAACCCAGUCUCACAGAAAAACGUGCAAUAACAACGUUUGUCCACUUCAUGAAAACGUAGUGGUUUGACGAAUUUGCCUCAAAAAACGUAUCCCAGGUACAUUUAAUUUCUCAAUGGCUUAGUGAAGGGCGUUCCUUUGGACACGUGACUGACAGCUUUCUCCCCUGUCUGAACAUAAAACAUGGCGGACAUCCGUUCUAUUUUUGCUCUAAAUUGUGAGAUUUUAAAACAAUUAAAUGUUUUUGUUGAGUUUUGAUCACAUUUCUAGUGACAAAUGUACACUUUAUUUUCAUAUUUUCUGCUCGAUGUAUGUUUAUGGCGCUUCGUUUUAUCAUUUUGACCCAGGUUCUUUAGUGGUGCUCACUGAAAUCGUAGUAUUGUGACGUUUGCCCUGCUGGCCAUAAAUACGCUCCAAAUUGUGGUUUUUUUUAAAUGACUUUAUUGGCUUUUUAUCACAUUUCUAGCGACAAAUAUAUCCCACAUUGUAAUAUUAUGUGCUUGUUUUAUGUAAAUCAAGCUUAUUUUCUUUCGUUUGGACCGAGAUAGUUUUGUGAUUCCCUGUUAAAUCGUAGUAUUGUAACGUUUACCCUGCUGGCCAUAAAUCCACUCCAAAUUGCGGAUUUUUUAAAUAACUUUAUUGGCUUUUGAUCACAUUUCUAGCGACAAAUAUAUCCUACAUUAUAAUAUUAUGUGCUUGUUUUAUGUAAAUCAAGCUUAUUUUCUUUCGUUUGGGCCGACAUUGAUUUGUGAUUCCUAAUAAAACGUAGUAUUCUGACGUUUGCAUUGCCGCCCAUAAAUCCGCUCCAAAUUGUGGGUUUUUUAAAUAACUUUAUUGGCUUUUGAUCACAUUUCUAGCGACAAAUAUAUCCCACAUUGUAAUAUUAUGUGCUUGUUUUAUGUAAAUCAAGCUUAUUUUCUUUCGUUUGGACCGAAACAUGGCGGACAUCCGUUCUAUUUCGCUCUAAAUUGUGAGAUUUUAAAACAAAAGCUUUUGUUGACUUUUGAUCGCAUUUCUAGCGACAAAUAUAUUCUAUAUUGGGGUUGUUAUCUGCUCGCACUGAAAAACGUGCAAUAACUACGCUUGUCCACUUGGCAUACCGUAAUCCUUUGAAUACUUUGCCUCAAAAAUCGUUUCUCUCGUACGCGUCAUUUCUCAAUGGAUUUGUGAAUGGCGUGCCUCUGGUCACGUGACUGAUAGAGCACAAAACAUGGCGGACACCCGUUCUAGUUUUGCUUUAAACUCUGAGAUUUCAAAACAAUUAAAAGCUUUUGUUGCGUUUUGAUCACAUUUCUAGCGACAAAUGUACGCCUGACUUUCAUUUUUUCCGCUCGUUUCAUGAAUAUGACGCUUCGUUUUUUUCGUUUUGACCCAGAUUCUCUCGUCGGUCUCAAUUCAAUGGUAUUAUUGAUAUUUGAUUUGUUGAGUUGUAAUCACAUGUAAUGUACCUUUAAUUUUUAAAUAUUAUGUCAUGAAAAUGAUAUAAUAUUUAUUAUCCGACUGGAGAAGGAACUGACGUCACGGACCGAAUACGUUAUUUAUUUAUCAUUUGUAUCGAAUACAUUUCUGCGCCAGAUAGUAUUAUCGGAUAUUUAAAAUCGUGUCAAGUGCAUAUAAAGUCUUUUGGCAAGAAAGGAAGUUCCGUCAUUUAUUCGUUUUGCUGACUCACGCUUCGUUCUCCGUCACUGACGUCAGCUGAAACGCAGGCGGACCAUUCCAAACCUCCCAAGCCGUAGUUUCUAGUUUUCAUUCUGUUUAAAUAUGUACACGUGACGUGGACGCCGACGUUUCUUUGUGUUAUAUAACACUUUGGAUAUGUGAAUUUAUGCUUUGGAUGAAUAAUUCAAUUAUACAAACACGUCGGACUUUGACGUCAUCAGUGGUCGACAAGAACAGAAACAUGGCGGAAAGUCGUUCGGCUUGACUUUGGUAAAAACUCCUCUUCUUUUUUGUUUACCAUCCUUUCGUCUAUGUAGAGUCUGUCAGUGAUUUUGUAGAAUUGCAAUACUGCGUUUGCUGUUGGUACUGUAGAAGCUUAUUUUGUCCCCCGGGAGUUGCCAUAGUUGGCAGGGGGGUGUUAUGUUGGACUGCGCGGGUUUUUGGGUCGUGUCUAACGGAGACUGAAGGCACGAAUAAAGUUGUUUUCUUGCUGCACCAACGAACUUGGACCUUAUUGACUGCUGUCCCCGCGGAUUUACCAAAUAUAACCCUCGGCUACAAUACUGCGCUGACCAAAGACACGAAGCUGAAUGAUUUUGACGGGAGUUUAUUCUAUUUCUGAAUAUUUGAAUUUAUUUUGUUUGUUUUUUGAUAACCUUUCUCCAUGUCGAUGGUUGUUAAUAUGGGGGUAACUUAUCCGGUUUCCAUUUCUUUUCUUUUCUUCUUGCUGAUUUGCAUAGUCACGUCCACUGUGUUUAAAAUCAAGUGGCCACUGAUAAAUUGGUAUUCAGGCUGAACUCACUCAACUGAGGAGCAUCAUGGAUGACGAUGAUGCCUUAUUUCUUGCUGAUUUGCUGUUGGAGGAAUCGAAGAAUACUCAACCUCAAGAAUCCUCAGAAGUGUCUGGACCGGACAAAUUUUCAUUUGUUUGGGUUGAGGAGGACGAGGAAGGGAAUCCUAUCCCAAAGAGGAGGAGAACAGGGAAGAAGCGGGUAAAGAGUUCAUCCUCAGGUGAGAGACAAUGGUCAAUUGUCAAUUGGGUCAAUGAGUCCUCACAUAUUGCACCCACCCAGUGAAUACAUCCUACUGCGUGGAUCCUCUACUACACUUGGACGGGUGACUAUUACAAAUGAAUACAUCAGCAGUAACCGUCAAGCAAUCCAUUGUUAGAAAUGUGCAUGUAACCCAGAAGUACCGGUUCUUGACAGUUGGAAUGUUGGAUUUGACUAGUACCUGCUCUGACUUUCUUCUUAGCCUCAAUAGUUUAAUGUCGAACUGUCAACAGAUCUAUGGAUUUAUUUUCAACAUACUACUAUUUUCCUGCUUUUUAUUAUGACGUUUCUAGUCCAUUUGUCCAUUUAAACAAAUCUCCCUACUCUCAACAGUGACUUCUGGGAGCAUGCACUCAUUGCCCUGUGCGCCAUCUACAAGUGGACAUCAGCACGUGACUGAGACCGUUCAAGAUAUAGGUCGUUUUUAGCAGCAGUUUAUUUACCCUCUUCUUUCCAUGUUUGUCUUAUUGCUGCUACAUUUGGUCACCUUACCCUGUUUUCUAGGAUCCCUCAUUCAAGAGGUGCAGGACCUUUUGGGACCUGCCAUAGACCCAGCACCUUCACACUGGAAAGACAGGAAAGCUUCAACUCUCUCUCAAAGUGGACUGUGUUAAGGCCGUAUAUGGUUCAUCAGAUGUUACAGUCUGAGAAGCCUAUAGAGGGAACUUGUCACCACUGCAGAUCCAAGACUGCUGUUGUGAAAUGUCAGGAUUGUUUGCCUAGACCACUUCACUGUGCAGCCUGUGAUGUUUCCAUCCACACUUCCAUGGUUUUCCAUAAUAGAUCAUCCAUGAUAGAGGGAUUCUACAGGCCACUGCCACCAACCACUCGCAUCAGGGAAGAGAAGGGAGGAAAAUUCUCCUUCCAUGGAAGAGAGUGCAUUUUGCCAGUAAUGCAUCCAUGCUGCGACUGCUGCUCUGGGCAAACAACCUUUUCUGCAGGAAAGCAAGUAAUUCUGAUUGGAAUGAAUGGUCGAUACAAUGUGUCCCUCCCAACUGUCAGCUGCUCCUGUGGGAAAGCUUUGGAUGUCGGUAUUAGUGAGCUGAUUGAAAGUGGCUACUGGCCAGCUACAGUCCAUUUUGAGACGCUGUACACAGUGGAUUUGUUGGCCACAUACGAAGAUCUCAAGAUUACUGCACCAGGAAUGUCAGGACAAGCUUUCGUUGGUAUGCUUGAGCAGCGCACAAAACUCUUUGGUCGGUGUGGGAAAAUAUGUGGCGACACCAUGCAAAAAUCAUUCCUGGAAUGGUCGUACGCAAAAUUUGAAGUUGAGAGGCUGUCUGAAGUCGAUGAGUUUCGGUGCCCAGCCUGCACACCCUCAAUGUUAGCUGUCUCAGUGGAUGGGAACCGCAAGCUUUAUCGCUUUAAGAGCCAUUCAGGACCAAACGGCUUUUUCGAAGGUGUCUUUUUGGCCAAUGACACAGAGGUGACCUCUUUCGUCAACCACAUCAGGGCAUCAACAGGACAUAAUCCUGGGAAAGGCAGGUGUGGUGGAAGCGAAUGGGUGGCUGCACGAGAGUCCUGAGGAGCUCAAGAAAUUGGCUGGAGAGUUGUCUAUUCAGGAAGACACUGUUCAGCAAGGGGUGUCUGAUGUUCAACAGUGGACUGCAGAAGGAGCAUGCAGUCAAAAUGAACUUGAAAAAACCAUUGAAGGACUGUAUCUCAGCAUGAAGCAGCGGAAAUAUCAGCUGUGUCGUCAGGCUGAUUUCAGUGGAAAAGAGGUCCUUAGAAGAUGCCGUCACAAAAUACAAUGCUGUUGUGCCGGAAACUGGCAAACUCCCUUCUCCCAACGAGCUCCUGGCUGAGGAAAACUAUUCCUGGCCUUGGGAAUGUCAUGGUGAUAUGUUAAAGAAAAAAAGGUAAUGCUGCUGAACCGCCUGAAGGAAGAGGAGGUCAUUGUUGUCCGUGAAGUCAAGCAGCACUGGGAGUACAUGAGGAAUAUGGCUGGAAAUAUUGAAGAGAUUCCCUCCCAGCUUUCAGAAGGGAUCACUCAGCAAAGAAGCAUUGACUGGGAGAGGAGGUGAGGGGCUGCUCUGUCUGCUGAAGAGAAGACUGUCAGCAAUUCAAGCUCAGCAGGGUGCAGCUCGCUCAACGUACCAAGAUGUUUUUGGAUCGCAAGCCUUGUCUCUCGAUGAUUCCUCCACUGGUGAUGAAGAACCCCAUGAUAGCAGCUCCUCCACCGAAGAUGAAGAACACUAGCAUUGUAGCUCCUCUUCUGAACUUUGACCUCCCUCAUUAGAAAAUGAGGAAAACUGUAGUAAUUAACUGGCCUGCAGUAUGAAUGUGAAAUGUUAAAAUAAACUGUCCUGCAAUUGA
Molecule: messenger RNA, 5906 nt
Organism: Synchiropus splendidus (mandarinfish)
Lineage: Eukaryota; Metazoa; Chordata; Actinopteri; Syngnathiformes; Callionymidae
Exons: 12
Coding region: 4213-5115 (300 amino acids)
Source: RefSeq, a predicted model, not a curated record